Molecule: messenger RNA, 1950 nt
Organism: Labeo rohita (rohu)
Lineage: Eukaryota; Metazoa; Chordata; Actinopteri; Cypriniformes; Cyprinidae
Product: tripartite motif-containing protein 49D-like
Exons: 5
Coding region: 74-1741 (555 amino acids)
Molecular function (GO): zinc ion binding
Source: RefSeq, a predicted model, not a curated record
UUGUAUGUGCAUUUCUGUUGUGGAUGUGAAGAUUAAAACCUGAAAACGAAACUGUACAAUUUUGACGUGUAAAAUGGCAUCUGAAGGUUUAACUGAGGUGGACUUCACUUGUCCUGUGUGCUUUGACUUUUUUGUAAAUCCUGUUCUUCUGCCCUGCAGUCACAGCAUCUGCUCAGACUGCAUCAAAGCGUUCUGGGAAAGUAGAGGAAUUCAGGAAUGUCCUAUGUGCAGGGAAAUAUCCACAGUGAAUGAUCCUACGUUAAAUCUGGCUUUAAAGAACAUGUGUGAGAUCUUCCAACAGGAGAGAAGUCAAAGAUCUUCAUCAGGAGAUGAAAACGUCUGCAGCGCUCACAAAGAGAAGCUGAACCUGUUCUGUCUGAAUGAUCAGCAGCCUAUUUGUUUGGUGUGUCGAGACUCCAAACUACACACCGACCACAGUUUCUGUCCCAUAGAUGAAGCCGUGAGCAAUAACAAGGAUAAACUCAAAGCUAUACUGGAAGACUUACGGGAGAAGAUGGGAAUAUAUGAUAACUUCAAACAGACUUUGGAUCAGACUGCUGACCAUAAUAAGGUUCAAACUCAAGAAACAGAGGAGAAGAUCAGCAAGGAGUUUGAGGAACUUCGUGAGAUUCUACGCAAUGAAGAAGUGGCCAGAAUAACAGUGCUGCGAGAGGAAGAGAAGCAGAAGAGUCAAAUGAUAAAGGACAAGACUGGGAAGACCAGCAAACAGAUCGUAUCUCUCAGAUGUGCAAUGAGAGACGUAGAGAAGCAAAUGAAAGCCGAUGAUGAUUCAUUCCUGCAGAACUUUAAGAGCACAUUGGAAAGAGCCCAGUUCAGUCUCCCAGAUCCAGGGAAUGUUUCAGAUUUGCUGAUCAAUACCCAAGAAUACCUGAAUGACCUGAGGCUCACUGUGGUACAGAAGAUUGACAACACCAGAGGCGACCCCAGUGUAAGAGGAGGCCAGAAUUUCAGACGGGGACACAAUUCCAGAGGGGGACCCAGUGUCAGGGGAGACCCCAAUUCCAGAGGGGGACCCAGUGUCAGGGGAGACCCCAAUUCCAGAGGGGGUUUCAAGGGGGACCACACUUCCAGAGGGGGCCACAAUUUCAGAGGGGGCCCCAGUAACAGAGGGGGCCACAACUUUAAGGAGGACCCCAGUAAUAGAGGGGAUCCGAGUUUUAAGGAAGACCCCAGUUUCAGGGAGGACCCUAGUUUUAAGGAGGGCCCCAUCUACAGAGGGGGACACAAUUUCAGAGGGGGCCCCAGUAACAGAGGGGACCCCAGUUUCAGGGGCGGCCACAACUUUAAGGAGGACUCCAGUAAUAGAGGGGAUCCGAGUUUUAAGGAAGACCCCAGUUUCAGGGAGGACCCUAAUUUUAAGGAGGGCCCCAUCUACAGAGGGGGGCACAAUUUUAGAGGGGGCCCCAGUAACAGAGGGGACCCCAGUUUCAGGGGUGGCCACAACUUUAAGGAGGACCCCAGUAACAGAGGGGACCCCAGUUUUAAGGAGGACCCCAGUUUCAGGGGGCCCACAAUUUUAGGGGAAACCCCAAUUUCCGAGGGGACCACAGGGGCCACGGUACUGGGGGAGCGCAUAAAUACAGAGGGGGCCGGAAUUACAGAGGGGCCCACAAUAACGAGGGGGCCAAAGCUCCAGAGGGGGCGGAGGAGUUCCCGGGGUGCCCCUGAGGGGGACAAGUAUAUUAAAAUAAUUCAAAUAAGUAAAAAUAUGUUACAUUAAAAUAUUUUUUGAAAUAUUUUUUUAAUACCUUAUAUUCUGAAAAUUCCAUAUGCAAGAAAUUUAACUUGCAGCGUAAACUGCACUGAAAAAAAGGUUUUGAAACUAGUCAAUCUGACAAAUAAUUACAAAGAAAGGGCAAGUAACAGGAAAUUAAACAUGAAAUUUUAAAGUAGAAAGACUAAUAGUUUUUUCUUUUUUUUUUUUUUUUU